AUGAAUGAAAAUUUAGAUUUUAAAUUAAGAGAAGAACAAGUUUAUAUUAAUUAUUACGUACAUGGAGGUUCAAUGUACAAUAGCAAAUGUUUAAUACUAUGGAGUGAUUCAUUAUUAGCAAUGUAUAGUAUCAGUAGUGAAGAAUGUGCACGAUAUAAUGAAAGAAUUUAUGAUGAUAGUAUUAAACUGAUGGAAAUAAGUCCAGAUGAUAGUCUACUAAUGGUCAGUAGUGGUCUAAAUGAAAAGAAAACAUUUAAAAAUGAAGAUAAUGAAGAAUUAAAUAUUCUUACAGAUAAUAAUAAUGAUUAUUCUAAACAGACGUUAAAUGAAGAGAAAAUUGAAGAGGUUGAAAGCAAUGAAAUUGUUGAAGAAGAAAUUGCAAGAUAUUCACAUAAUGUUGAUUACUUUUCAGGUUAUCCAGAUGCUUUAUUUUCGACGCACAUAAAUACCAAUACCAUAUUACUAAAAUCUGAUGAAAGUAAGCAUUAA
Molecule: messenger RNA, 489 nt
Organism: Naegleria gruberi
Lineage: Eukaryota; Heterolobosea; Eutetramitea; Acrasida; Naegleriidae
Exons: 1
Coding region: 1-489 (162 amino acids)
Source: RefSeq, a predicted model, not a curated record